Messenger RNA from Malaya genurostris, 1102 nucleotides. Its product is annotated as porimin-like. The transcript has a single exon. NCBI's taxonomy places the organism in Eukaryota, Metazoa, Arthropoda, Insecta, Diptera, Culicidae. The record is from RefSeq and is a predicted model, not a curated record. The coding region runs from base 32 to 979 and encodes 315 amino acids.
GGCCUCAUCGCUCACGCUCAGUAUAUUGGAUAUGGACGACCUUGAAGGUACCCUUCCGGCAACAGUCCAACGCUGGACUUCUUCGUCAGUCACUACAGGAUGGAGCAUGUUUGUUGGGAAAGUUGAACGGGAAAUCAAACGGGCAAAGUUACAGAUCGAAUGUGACAUGAGCGCUGAUGCCAAUGUGGCGAUUGAAUACGUGACCGUGUUCAAUUCGUUAGUGGAAGAACAGUUCUGCAAGGAUUUGGAUGAGUAUUACACCUCGACGACGGCGACAUCAGCGCCAACUACGACCACAACAUCCACGUCGAGGCCAACCACGACUACAACCACGACGGUGAGGCCAAGCACAACUACCAUUCGGACAACGCCUGCUACUACAAGCACAACAGUUAGCACCACUACCAGCACAUUAACGCCAACAACAACAACAACUGUUUCACAAUCUUCUGCAUUUCCUGUGACAACCACGACAACCGAAUUACCAGUGGACCCAACAAGCAGCUCGACGGAACAGGUCGAACCUACGACCCUUCCGUUGAUGAAAUCUCGAGCCAAUGCCGCCUGGAUAGCCUUGAGCGGGGUCUUCGUCACCUUGUUCAUUCUUUCGACGGCCUGCGGUGCUUAUCUGUACUUCAGUGGUCGUCAAAUCAAUCGAUUGAUCGCCGAACAAUUUCCUGUAAAACCGAUUAAAAACAUCAAUCAUCACGCCAACAACUACCAUCCGACUCCGCUAGAUAACACGAUUCACCGGAAACUCCAAGAGCAGCUAAAAAAUCGCUUACAACAACAACAACAACAGCACAGUCUCGCCGUUGGUGCUGACGAUUACGGUGAUGGUUUAUUCUGCAGGAACGACAGUCCGGGCUCAGUGCCGCACAAAUAUCCGAGGACUUCGAAUGUCAACCUGAAGCGGGACGAGAUUCACUUUCGAGAUAUUAGUAAAGCCAAGCACAAAAGUCGGUUGAAUAAACUCUAGAGUAGAAAGUGAGAGUCGUGUAUCGGGAGACUGGUUCUACAGUAUAGUCAUUUUUUUGUUGUUGUUGCUUGUAUCUAGCCGAUAAGAAGUAGCUCGUAGAAAUUACCCAUAUUCUUGUGUAUA